GUGGGGGAGGAAGAGUGGACGAGACUCCCCUGACUCCAGCGCCCUUAACCUUCCUGGCUGCGAGGAGGCGGGACCUGGGGGAGCCGCGCAUGCGCAAAGGAAGGUUCGCCUUCAGCCCGGAACUGUUGUUUCGGACUCGGCGGAGCACCGGGACCCAGGAGCGUGCUCGGCCGGAAGUGGCCGCUGAGGACUUGGGACCAGAAUUGGCGUGCGGGGCCUGCCGCGGCGGUUAACAAGUAAUAGAGAAUCAGGAUGGAGACCGUGGCGACCACGGCGGCGGCGAGGGAACCCGAUGAAGGCUGCACAGAGCCCAGUACUGGGCACUGGGGGGAGCUGAGCUGGACGCCUGUCCCACCCAGACCCCAGGACAAGGUGAAAGCAGCAGAGGGAGCACCAGAGGCCCCGAAUGGUGGCCCCCCUGGGGUUGAGGAUGCGGCGGUGAGUGCCAUGCUGCGUGCCGUGGCCGCCAGCCGCCUGCCCGUGUGCAGCCAGCAGCAGGGCGAGCCUGACCUGACCGAGCAGGAGAAGGUGGCCAUCCUGGGCCAGCUGUACCAUGAGAAGCCGCUGGUGUUCCUGGAGCGCUUCCGCACGAGCCUCCGUGAGGAGCACCUGGCCUGCUUUGGCCACUUGCGCGGUGACCAUCGGGCAGACUUCUACUGUGCCGAGGUGGCCCGGCAGGGCAGCGCCCGACCCCGCACCCUGCGCACCCGCCUACGUAACCGGCGCUACGCUGCCCUGCGUGAGCUCAUCCAAGGUGGCGAGUACUUCAGUGACGAGCAGAUGCGGUUCCGGGCCCCGCUGCUGUACGAGCAGUACAUUGGGCAGUACCUAACCCAGGAGGAGCUCAGCGCCCGCGCCCCAGCCCACCGGCUGCCUGAGCCCGGCGCCCCCGGCACCGCCUGCCCGCUCUCUGACCUGCUGCUCCAGUCCUGCCAGGAGCGGGAGCUGCAGCAACGGCUGCUCCGACAGCAGGAGGAGGAGGAGGCCUGCCUGGAGGAGGAGGAGGAGGAGGAGGAGGACAGCGAUGAGGAAGACCAGAGCCCCGGCAAAGACUCCGAGGCCUGGGUCCCUGACUCGGAAGAGAGGCUGAUCCUGCGGGAAGAGUUCACCAGCCGGAUGCACCAGCACUUCCUGGACGGCAAGGACGGGGACUUUGACUACAGCACUGUGGAUGACAACCCCGACUUUGACAACCUAGACAUUGUGGCGCGGGAUGAGGAGGAGAGGUACUUCGACGCGGAGGAGCCCGAGGAGGCACCCAGCCCAGAGCUGGAUGGGGACUGACGGCCGCGCCGCCCACCCUGCCCGUGACUUCCUCUAGGGGACAGCAGGGCAGCCGCCCCACACCCCCGGCCUCGCUGGCUCUGGUGCCGUCCCGGCCCAGCCCCUGCCCCCUCUGUGUGCAGGGCUCCCUGCCUUCCCCCACUCUCCUUCCCUGAUCCAGGUCUGUCUCGCUGUCUCUCUCACUCGCUUUUUCUCCAUCCCUUUCCUCUUUCUACACGUCACUGUCUUUUUCCUCUCUGGCCUUCUCUCUCUCCCCUCUGUGUGCCUUGGCCUCUGUUCCCACGACCGGGCUCGGGCUGAACAUCCUCCCCCUGAUGGAAGCCAGCGGGGCUCUUUGUAGCUGGAGCCGGCCAGGUCAGUGCCGGAGCGCAGCGCGGCGUCGUGAGCCCCCGGGCCCCGCCUGCUUGUCCAGCUCUGUACUGGUGGGCUCUUGCCUCCUUCAACUUCACCCUGGGCCUCUGGUGCUUCCUGCCCACACACCCCCAUCUAUCAGCCUCCAUGCCGCCUGCCUCGGCCCUCUGCCUCUCAGCCUCUCUCUGGUUUCAGUGUCAUCUCCCCCCAAACCCCAGCCUGGCUGCUGAGGAAGGAGCCUCACCAGGGAGGCUACCAGCUCCCACCUCUCCUUCAGGACCCAGGCUUGGGAGGGGGGUGUGGGGCAGCACUGGGGCCAUGGGCCUGAGAGCUUGGGUGUGGAGGGAGGGGCGUGGGGAGGGGGGCUCUCUCCUUCAGCCCCACCGGCCAGCCCCUCUCUGCCUGGCCACAAUUUUCCCUUCCUUCACUUCCUCCACCUCCUUCUCCCUCUCCUGUUUACACUCCCCAAAUACGCACAGGCUGUUAUCAUGGGUCCUGAGUCAUCCCACACACACAGCCUGCCCCAGCAUCCCUGCCCCCAGCUGGCCGCAGGGCCCGCCCCACAGAGCCCCCCGCCGCCCUGGGCUAAUGGGAGCCAGAUGGCCUCUUGGUGACUCAGCCACUUGGCCUGUGGGAACCCAGGCGUCCUGCCUUCCCAUGCCCCCAUACCCGGUUCAUGCUCCCUCAGUAGACACACACACACACACACAGAAGGGGUCAGCUGUUGGCAGGGGGUGCAGGCCACACAGGCCAGAGAGAUAGGGCCUGGGGACCCUUCACUCCUGUGAGCCAGCAUGGUGACACCCUGCCAUGGCCAGGCCUGAAGACACUUGAAACCACCUCAGGCAUAUGGCCCGGAGAAAGGGGGAGACCCCCAAGGCCUCCCGGGACCACAGCCCUUGACCCCUGGGCCUCAGCUCUGCCCUCUGGGUCAGCCAGAACUAGAGCCAGACACAGAAAGUGAGAGCUGGCCUAGAGGCCGAGGGACAUUCACACAGAGAGACCAUUAAACGAGGAAACUUCCGGUCACUGAGCAGUUCUGUCCUAUUCCAGGCCGGAUGGGCCUGAUGCCCCAUGGAAUUCUCCAAACAACCCCGUGAACUAGGGACUCCGCUCCGUUUCAUAAGUGAGGGGAGGGGGCCAGAAGGGGAAUGUUACUUGCUCGAGGCCUCACGGCCACUGACGAAAAGCAAGGUCUAGAACUUCACAGGUCCUAGAGACCAUUCUAGCCUGUGUGUUAGCUGUCAGGGCCACUGGGAGCAGACAGACGCACGGACUUGCUCAGAAAGGUCACGAAGAGACAGCUGUCGAGGGUGAUACCAGCAGCUAACGCUUUGGGGCCCUCCCCACGUGCUCGGCACCAUGCUGCACACGGGCUUGGAAUCAUCUCGAUGGUGUGUAAGUCAGCACCUGGACCAGAACCAUCACGGCGGUCCUACUCCUCACGUCCUGCCAGUAGCAAUGCACUGGCUCCCAGAGAAGACCCCCGAUCGGCCGGCCAGACUCGCCCUUGGAGAGCCUGAAAGCCAGAGGAUGGAAGACGUUUGUCCCUCGGGUACACGUGUGUGUGUGUGUGUGCGCGCACGCGUGCGCGUGUGCGUGUGCGCCCACAGUCAGAGGACUUCUCUAAGCCAGGGAGCAGCCCCGAGUGAGGUGUGCAGUUUUCAUCAGUCUGUCAUUUGAUCCUUAAUGCUGUUUGUGAUAUACUUUGCCAUACAUAGAUUUGUUACAUAAUAAAAAGUGAUGAGAGACCACA
Leopardus geoffroyi (Geoffroy's cat) is the source of this 3391-nucleotide messenger RNA. RefSeq names its product coiled-coil domain containing 97 (gene CCDC97). Lineage: Eukaryota; Metazoa; Chordata; Mammalia; Carnivora; Felidae. The record is from RefSeq and is a predicted model, not a curated record. The transcript has 5 exons. Bases 253 to 1284 code for a protein of 343 amino acids.